AUGCGAGUAAAUAGUGAAACAUCGGUACAAGUGGACAGCAAAUCCACAUGGAGGUUCUUAUUUUGCGAGGUGGAUCCUAUCUCAGAGAGAGGGAAAAGGCAGCAGUUCCUGAUCAUGUUGACUAUCGUGUCCGUUCCGCUACUUGGCGUCACAAUCUUUGCGGGAUCCAUGCUUUACAACAGGGUUCAAGAGCACAUCGCGUUGUCGUCGGUGCGUCUUCAGAUUGAGAGCUGCAAAGCGCUUGGGGACCUCAUUCACGCUUUGCAGUUAGAACGUGCACAUACGAUAUUUCUUCACGAAACGAGGAAAAACCUUAGCACAAUGCUGAACGAUGACGAAUACCGUCAGACGAAUAAAGAGUUGGGUAAAAACCAGCACUGGUCAAGGUGUGGGAAAAACGACCAGUAUCAGUCUGUCGAUGAGUUCGUACAGGCACUCAAUAAACACAGGCAUAUGCUGAUGAACAACCAGAUUAACAUUAGUAAGUAUCUAGCCUUUUACAACGGGAUAGUUCAGAAUUUUUUACAGACGAUUGUGGAACAUAUACAAACGUUGCCUGAGCGAAGCAUGUGGAAUCAUUUGCUCGCCUAUAAGAUGAUCCUUACAGCUAAAGAGAACAUCGGAAUAACAAUCACGCUUGGAAUCAAAUAUUUCUUCGAAGGCCGCCUGAAUUGGAAAGAUUACCAGACUUACGUCGUUCACGACGCGCUGGGAGCUGAUCAUUACGAAACCUUCAAAGUCUACUGCGAAAUAGAAAACUCGGAGAAUAGCUGCCCCGUUUUUGAAAUAGAAGUUUACCGAUCAAAAAUUCUGCAAAAUAAAGAGAUGGUCAGGUCUGAGAUGCUGGCUGACCAGUACUACGUUGCGAUGAUUAAACACAUUGCCUGUAUGCGAAGGCUAGCCAGAGAACUGAAGGAGAAGGUAUUAGCCGAGAGUCUAGUGCAACUGAGACAAACAGACCGACAAGUGAUCUUUGCCAUCUGUGUCUUCAUCAUCGUAAUUGGAGUCUCCGUCGUUCUCGUGUAUCUUCUCCACAAACUCGUUUUAAAACUGCAGCUUUUUGCUAUGGACAUUUCACUGAAAUCUCUCCAGCUGGAACAGGAAAAGAAAAAAUCCGAUUCUCUCCUCUUCCAAAUGCUUCCCCACCAGGUGGCUCUUCAGUUGAAAAUGAACCAGAAAGUCGAGGCCGAACAUUUUGAGAGCGUCACGAUAUACUUCAGUGACAUAGUCGGUUUCACCAGAAUAUCUGCCCAAAGUUCACCGAUGCAAGUAGUAGAUCUUCUUAACAGUUUGUACUUCCUCUGUGACGACUGCGUUGAGCAUUACGAUGCUUAUAAAGUGGAGACUAUUGGCGACGCGUACAUGGUGGUCAGUGGACUGCCGCGGAGGAAUGGAAACCGUCACGUCAGCGAAAUAGCACUGUUCUCUCUUCAUUUACUGAAAGCUAUGACCAAGUACCGUAUUCCUCAUCGUCAGACAGAAACCCUUCAACUAAGAAUAGGUGUGCAUACUGGAGCUUGUGUGGCCGGAGUUGUUGGAAACAAAAUGCCCAGGUACUGUUUGUUUGGUGACACAGUCAACACGACAUCCAGGAUGGAGUCGACGGGGUUGCCCUCGCGAAUCCAUAUAAGUAGCGAGACAAAGAUGGCAUUGGAGAGGUUUGGUGGCUUCCGCACGCAGAGAAGGGGAAAAGUGGACAUCAAGGGAAAAGGAACAAUGGAGACACAUUGGUUGGUAGGAUCGUCUCAUUCAGAUCGCAGAGGAUCUUCACUUAAUAUAUAA
Molecule: messenger RNA, 1782 nt
Organism: Liolophura sinensis
Lineage: Eukaryota; Metazoa; Mollusca; Polyplacophora; Chitonida; Chitonidae
Product: soluble guanylate cyclase gcy-35-like
Exons: 4
Coding region: 1-1782 (593 amino acids)
Biological process (GO): intracellular signal transduction; receptor guanylyl cyclase signaling pathway; cGMP biosynthetic process
Cellular component (GO): plasma membrane
Molecular function (GO): adenylate cyclase activity; guanylate cyclase activity; peptide receptor activity
Source: RefSeq, a predicted model, not a curated record